Hyaloperonospora brassicae is the source of this 2382-nucleotide messenger RNA. NCBI's taxonomy places the organism in Eukaryota, Oomycota, Peronosporomycetes, Peronosporales, Peronosporaceae. The record is from the annotation of a GenBank genome assembly.
AUGUACGUCCUCAAGCGCGACGGCCGUCGCGAAGACGUCAAGUUCGACAAGAUCACGGCCCGCAUCACCAAGCUGUGCUACGGCCUCAACCCCGACUACGUCGACGCCGUCAAGAUCUCGCAAAAGGUCGUUGCCGGCGUGUACCCCGGCGUGACCACGUCCGAAUUGGACGAACUCGCGGCCGAGACAGCCGCUUACCAGAGCACCCAGCAUCCCGACUUUUCCAAGCUCGCGGCCCGCAUUGCCGUGUCCAACCUGCACAAAAACACCAACAAAGUCUUUAGCGACAACAUUGAAGUGUUUCACAAGAACGUGCACGAAAAGACGGGCGCUGCGGCACCGCUCAUUGCCGACGACGUGUACGCCGUGGUCAUGCAACAUAAGGACCUCUUGAAUUCGGCGCUCAUCCACGAUCGGGACUUUGAGUACGACUAUUUUGGGUUCAAAACCCUCGAACGAGGUUAUUUGUUCCGGGUCCACGGGACCGUCGUCGAGCGGCCGCAACAGAUGAUUAUGCGGGUCGCCCUUGGCAUCCAUAAACAGGACAUUCCCGCGGCGCUCGCGACCUACGAGCUCAUGUCGCAAAAGUUCUUCACGCAUGCAACGCCCACGCUGUUCAACGCCGGGACGCCGCGGCCGCAACUGUCGUCGUGCUUUCUCUUGGCCAUGCAGGACGACUCGAUCGAGGGCAUCUACGACACGCUGAAGCAGUGCGCGUGCAUCUCCAAGUGGGCCGGCGGCAUUGGCAUCAGUAUGCACAACAUCCGCGCCACGAACAGCUACAUUCGGGGCACGAACGGCUCGUCGAACGGCAUUAUCCCCAUGCUGCGCGUGUUCAACGACACGGCGCGGUACGUGGACCAGGGCGGCGGCAAGCGCAAGGGCUCGUUCGCCAUCUACUUGGAGCCGUGGCACGCCGACGUGUUUGAGUUCCUCGAGCUGCGGAAGAAUCACGGCAAUGAACUCCAUCGCGCGCGCGAUCUGUUCUUUGCGCUGUGGGUGCCCGACCUGUUUAUGAAACGCGUCGAAGCCAAUGGCCCGUGGAGUCUGUUUUGCCCCAACGAAGCGCCAAAGCUCUACGAAGUCUGGGGCGACGCGUUUGACACGCUGUAUGAACAGUACGAACGAGAAGGCCGCGCGCGCAAGACGAUCAAUGCCCAGCAGCUCUGGUUUGCCAUCCUCGACGCGCAGAUUGAGACGGGCGUGCCGUUUAUGCUGUACAAGGACGCAGCGAACCGCAAGUCGAACCAGCAGAACCUCGGCACGAUUCGGUCGAGCAACUUGUGUUGCGAAGUGAUGGAGUUCACGUCGCCGGACGAAGUGGCCGUGUGCAACUUGGCGUCCGUGGCGCUGCCCAAGUUUGUCGAAGACGGUGUGUUUAACUACCAGAAGCUGUGCGACGUGACCAGCGUCGUGACGCGGAACCUCAAUAAGGUCAUUGACGUCAACUACUACCCGGUGGCUGAAGCGCGCACGUCCAACAUGCGCCACCGACCAGUGGGCAUUGGUGUCCAGGGUCUGGCGGAUGCUUUUAUCCUGAUGAACUACGCGUUCGAGAGUGCGCAAGCGCGUGAGCUCAACAAGAACAUCUUUGAGACGAUCUACUACGCGUCGAUGAAGACGUCGAUGGAGAUUGCCAAGGAACUGGGGCCGUACGAGACGUUCCAGGGCUCGCCCGCGAGCAAAGGUAUUUUCCAGUUUGACAUGUGGGGCGUCACGCCGUCGUCAGGUCUGUGGGACUGGGCGGAGUUGAAGGAGAACGUGAUCAAGUACGGCAUUCGCAAUUCGUUGCUCGUGGCACCAAUGCCCACAGCAUCGACGGCGCAGAUUCUCGGCAACAACGAGUCGAUUGAGCCGUACACGUCAAACAUGUACAACCGCCGCGUGCUGGCCGGCGAGUUUACGAUUGUGAACAAGUAUUUGAUGAAAGAGCUGAUUGAAUUGGGCAUCUGGACGCCCGAAGUCCGAAACCAGAUAUUGAACGACGGUGGCUCGGUGCAAAAGGUCAAGGCCAUCCCGGACGACGUCAAGGAGAAGUACAAGACAGUGUGGGAGAUCAAGCAGAAGUCGGUCUUGGAUCUCUCGGCCGAUCGGGGCGCGUACAUUUGCCAGAGCCAGUCACUGAACAUUCACAUUGCUGACCCGACGAUCAGCAAGCUGACGUCCAUGCAUUUUUACGCCUGGAAGAAGGGGCUCAAGACCGGCAUGUACUACAUGCGUGGACGCCCGAAAGCGGACGCCAUCCAGUUUACUGUGGACAAACAGGGCCUCGAUCUGCAGCGCGCCAAGGAGGAGGAGAUUGCUGCUACCGCUACGCCAGUCGUUGAGAUCGUGGCGCGAGCAGGCGACGACGAAGACGAGUGCCUCGUGUGCGGCGCCUGA